Molecule: messenger RNA, 2320 nt
Organism: Pelagomonas calceolata
Lineage: Eukaryota; Pelagophyceae; Pelagomonadales; Pelagomonadaceae
Source: the annotation of a GenBank genome assembly
CUGAGGAGGAGGCAAUUGAAGGCUGCUGCAGUGCCCUGGUAGAGCGCUAGCAAGUUGCAACGUGUGUCCAAAAGCUCUCUCUCGGACGACCCCGCCAUCCCGCGCUGCAUUCGCGCCACUGCAGCAAAGCUGAUGGCCCUCCCGCGCUGCCUUGCAAUCCUCGCCGCCGCCCAUGCUUUCCUGCUACCUGCACAGAAAGCGCGCACGUCAUUAAGAAGAGCGACGGGCCCCGUCGUGCUUAUUGGAGAGGACAGCUUCGGCGAGGAGCUGGCCUGUUUGGGGCAAUCCGCAGCCACCGCUCUCAGCGGUCUGAGUGUUGCGGUGCGAGGCAAGGACGAGCUCCGGAACGUCCUGAAAAACGUCGACGCCAACGACGUCGUCCACUGCACGGACUCGGCUCUGACGGGCAAGGACUGGAAUUUACUAGAAAGAGAUGCGUGCCCGAUCUGGGUCCGCUGUGUCAAUGAAUUCGGAAAUGAUGUGGUGAAAGAAAUUUUCCGAAACGGAAAGCGGCGGAAGACGUGUCUGUACGAGGUCGCGGCCUGCGCGCCUUAUUCUGCCGUCUUAUCAAUAGAGGAGCGGGCGAGUUGGGGCGGCGGUGCUUCUAGCAUCAAGAGAAUCGUGGACUUCCACCGGCGCGACCGGUUGUCGGACGACGAGGUCGCCUUGGAGGCGGGCCUGGACACGUUCUUCGUGUCCUUGACGUUCGAGGAUUACGAGCUGCCAGAGACGCGGCAGGUGCUCGCGGAGCUCGCGAAUGAUGCAAGGGUCACGGCGCUGGAGUUUCGGUGUGAUCUCCUGCGAAGCUACAACCCGGGCAAUGUGUUGAAGCAGUUGCAUGCGGCGCGGGAGGCCUGUCAGGCGUCGUGGCGCGGUUCCGAAGCGAGGCUCAUGUUUACGGUCCGGAGCGUGUCGCAAGCGGGCGCGUUUCGCGACGAAGACGUCGACGAGAUGGCGUCGCUGCUCGAGUUGGGUUUAAGGGCCGGCGUCGAUUGGCUCGACGUGGAAACGGAGACUUUAUCGCGGAAGCAACUGAAAAAAUUGAGGCGGAUGGCCGACGAACGGGGCGCUACACUCGUGUUAGGGUCGCACCACCAGCUCGGCGAGACGACGUCGUCGGCACGGGCCGAGGCGUUACUGAACAAGUGCGCGAAGCGAUCGGACGGCGACGCCGUCAAGCUCGUCGUCGACGCGGCGUCCGCCGACGACGCCGCGAGCGCCGCGACCGUGGCGGACGUUGAUUCAAGGCCGCCUCGAGUCGUGUUAGCUCUGGGCGAUGCGGGCAAACUAUCAAGGGUGUUAGGUAGAAGAUUUCUGCCCGCGACGCAUGAAUCCUUACCGUCGACGGCAGCUCCUGGGCAAAUAUCGCCGAACGAAGCCCUUGCCCUCCGACGGGACUGGGGCGUCGUGUCGCCGAAGAAGUACGCUGUUUUAUUGGAGAGCGACUUUGGAUCUCGCUCUCCGGCGAUGCACAAUGCCGCGUUCCGGGCGUGCGGCCUGCCUCAUCAGUAUAGUGUCUUGGAGUUACCUGAUCAAGGUGGUCUCGACGACGUCAACUCCGAGACGUCCCAACAGUUCCGGGACUACCUGGCCUCGCCUUCAUUUGGGGGGUUAUCGGUGACCAUACCUCAUAAGUUGCGGGUCCAGCCGUUUCUAGAUGAAUUGACGGACUCCGCGCGGAAGAUCGGCGCGGUCAACACGAUCACGCCGCGGCCGGCCCUGGUCACGUCGCGGACGACGCUGGGCGGCGCUUCCGUCCUCACGGGCGACAACACGGACUGGAUCGGCAUCUGCGAGUGCAUUUCCAAGGCGCUCCGUAAGAGGUCAGGAGCGACCACGGGGCGUGCAUUAGUGGUAGGGAGCGGCGGGACGGCUCGGGCCGCGUGCUACGCUAUGACAUCUGGAAGACGUGCUAGAGGAGAGAAGCCGUUCUCGCUGCUGGUCUACGCGCGAGACACGAGCAAGGCCGAGGAGCUCGCCAGGGCCUUUGGUGGGAAGGCCGUCGCCGAUUUGGCUUCUGUGACGGUCGACGCGGUCGUGUCCACGAUCCCCGGUGCCGCGAACUUUGAGCUGCCGCCGGCAUGUCUCAAAAACAAGCCCGCGGUCCUCGACGCGGCGUACAAGCCCGCGUCGACGGCGUUGUUGGUGCAGGCCAAGGCCGCGGGCUGCCCCAUGGCCCAGGGCGCGUCGAUGCUCGUGGCCCAGGGCGUCGCGCAGCUCCAGCAGUGGACGGGGCGUGUGGCACCUAUACCGGCGAUGCGCGCGGCGGUCUUCGAGGGCGUCGAGGAGCUGGAGGGGGAUAGUUAAGGUUGAGCGAGAG